AAUUUGUACUAAAGGUACUUAUUUUUGUAUUUAUCGCGCUAUGUAUAUGAAAAUCUAACUGAAAUUGUAUCCUUCUGCGCCGAGCGAGUUCUCAGACCCAGCCAUCGAUCCAGCCAGCCAGUGCCUGUUUUGUUUCUCAAAUUCUAACCGCCGUGAUGACAACAACAACGAACGUUUUAAAUCCCUAACUUAGUUUGACUUGGAAAGGGUGCACUGAAUAAUAACCAAGGCAUGCAUUAACUGUGUAUGGUUCAUACUCAAAAUUAUAUUAAUUGAGCCAGCAAGAUCAGAUUCAGAGUCAUGCCAGUGAAGUGGAAAAUGCCCUCUGCUCCGGUCGAGCUCCGCUCCCGCUACUCCUCGGCCUCCGGCACCACCUCCUGGACGUGGACGAGCCCAGCGGACCGAGCCUGGUCUGGAUAAACGCCCAUUUGGCUGAGCUAUGCACGUAGCAAAGAGCAAAGCAAAGAGUCUUUGCCAUUUUUUUCACCUCAAACUCAAGUCAAAGACUCAAAUUCGAAAUUAAAUCUCAGACUUAAUAUCAGCCAGCAGCAAAUUUGCAUUGCCAUUGGCAGGGUUUAAGUUGAACGUAGCAAUUAAAAUAUGUCGUGUGAAGGAGAUGAAACCCCACCUCCAAUUCCAAAAGGAUGCCAGCUUUUAAGUCACCAAGUGGCAGGACAUAUCUACGGCAAAAGUAAAACUCGGGCAGGUCUGCUGCAAGACAGCAGUGGGUCGAUCUUGAAGCUUCUACAGACCAACAACAGAGGAGAAAGAGAAAAGAGAUUUUACAAGACAAUAUUUGAUGAAGAGCAAGCUGAUCCGAUCCUUCGAGAUGCCCGAAGCCUUGUUUGCCCGUUUCGAGGAACAGUUGCCUCUGCACACGAUCCUUCAGUUGAAUUUAUCAAGCUUCGGGACAUGACAAUAGGCUACAAGCAUCCAUGCAUCAUGGAUAUCAAGAUCGGACGUAUUGGCUACGCAGAGGGAGGGGAUAGCACCAAAAUGCAGAUGUCUAGGAGAAAGUACCCUGAUAUGGAGAAACUCGGCUUUCAAGUCCUGGGAAUGAGGGUGUUUCAUCCUCGAAGCCAGAAGUACACAACCUAUGACAAGACAUACGGAAAAACACUCAACAUUGACAAUAUGAUUGAAGGUUUGGCCAAAUUCUUCAACGUGGACGAGACGAUCCGAACGGACGUGAUGUACUCCUUCCUGGUCCGUCUGCAGCAGAUCCUGGACUGGUUCCAGGUCCAGGCCAGGUACCACUUCUACUCCAGCUCUUUGCUCUUUAUCUACGAGGGCGCUGUCUCUCCAGGUGACGAUGCCGUCAAGAAACCUAUCAACCUUUCCCAACAUUCCGAUGGAGCGUUCAACGGUCAUGCUGAUGAUAUCUUCUCAGUGAAACCGGACACUUAUCCCUUGAAGAGAAAGAAAUCAUCGGAUUGUGAUGAUAGCAUUGUUGAUGGAGAUGAUUGUUCUGGACUCAACAGAGGGAACAAGAACCAGCGGGAGAAUGGGAUUAGAACGGUUGAUGAGGGUUGUGAAUCAAGGACGAGUGUUCCAUUGAGUAGCUCUAAAGCUAAUGAUAGGGUAGGAGUAGAGGUGACGCACAAUACAAUCAUUGAUAGACAUGAGAUUAAGGCUGGUGUGAACCAUGUCCGAGAAAACCUAGGACCUUCUGCUUCUUUAGGAGGAACGGUCUACGGACACGAGCGUACGCGAAACAAUCAUCACAGCUGCCACGUUCCAACUCCAAACCAUUCCACGCACCAACUCGGCAUGCCAGUACAUGCAAACCACAGGACCGACCAGAGCAAUGUGAGGGAAACCUCUCGCAAGGACUCUGACUUGCCUCAUGAUGGGGCCAACGACCACUCGCCGCAUCACGUGGAGAUUCGCAUGAUUGACUUUGCUCAUGCAAUUGAAACGACGACUCGAGACGAGAAUUAUAUCUUUGGUUUGAAGAUGCUGAAGCAAUACAUUGAAACACUUCAUAACUGUCACAUAUGGUGAUGUUGAUGAUCUAUGUUGUUUGCGUGUCAGUGUUUUUACGCUCAAAUGUUCAUCCGGAAGUGCCAAGGAAUGAAAGGAAUAUAUUAGGUGUAUACGCAUUUGAAACAUUUUCCAGGCCUAUAAGUCAUGAUUUUGGGUGCUAAUUGGGUACCGGUAGGAAACAACCGUCAGUGUGGUUGGUUUAGCAUGUUUGCGCCUAACAGGCUGCUU
Molecule: messenger RNA, 2214 nt
Organism: Lytechinus variegatus (green sea urchin)
Lineage: Eukaryota; Metazoa; Echinodermata; Echinoidea; Temnopleuroida; Toxopneustidae
Gene: ipmk
Exons: 5
Coding region: 601-2004 (467 amino acids)
Biological process (GO): inositol phosphate biosynthetic process
Cellular component (GO): cytoplasm; nucleus
Molecular function (GO): inositol tetrakisphosphate kinase activity; inositol-1,4,5-trisphosphate 3-kinase activity
Source: RefSeq, a predicted model, not a curated record